This is a messenger RNA of Brugia malayi, 330 nucleotides long. RefSeq lists its product as uncharacterized. Lineage: Eukaryota; Metazoa; Nematoda; Chromadorea; Rhabditida; Onchocercidae. Bases 1 to 330 code for a protein of 109 amino acids. The record is from RefSeq and is a predicted model, not a curated record. The transcript is spliced from 3 exons.
AUGCAUUAUAUUGAAGAAGGACAAAUCAUUGAUCAAUGGGUAAUACAAAUACCAUUUGCUUUAAUACUUUUGGAAAUUAUUGCAAUUUGCAUCGUACGUUGCAUUUUGGCUUUCUUAGCAAUAACAAAAUAUAAGCGCAAACGGUAUUAUUGUCACCAAGCGCCAAUUUUGGAUAGCUCAUAUUUUGCUGAUGCGCCAUCAUACGUUGAAAAAAAUUUGGAAGAUCCGGCAAGAAAAGGAAAUGCAGCACGGAAAGCAGCUAUAAGUUCUUUGAUACCGGAAAGAGUGAAUGAAGAAAAUAGAACCGCUCAAAGUGGCAAAAAUAUUUGA